Molecule: messenger RNA, 888 nt
Organism: Myotis davidii
Lineage: Eukaryota; Metazoa; Chordata; Mammalia; Chiroptera; Vespertilionidae
Gene: ZNF296
Product: zinc finger protein 296
Exons: 6
Coding region: 1-888 (295 amino acids)
Biological process (GO): positive regulation of transcription by RNA polymerase II
Cellular component (GO): nucleus
Molecular function (GO): RNA polymerase II cis-regulatory region sequence-specific DNA binding; DNA-binding transcription factor activity
Source: RefSeq, a predicted model, not a curated record
AUGAGUGCAACCCCCAUUCUCCUGAACAGAAAACUGGAGCUGGGAGAUGGCAAAUCAUUUGCUGGGUGCAAGCCAAACGUGGCUGCAGACGAGGGGCAGCCCCCAGCCCUGCCUCGGCAGAAGCCACACCUCCAAAGCCAGGAGAGGCUGAAGUACCCCCCUAAUAUCCAGGUGUGCCGAGCAGAAGCCAUCCUGGAGCAGGCUGUGGAUAACUUUGAAGGUACCCUCCCCCUCGGCUUGCAGAACCAACCGGCGCCGUGGACUUCUGUGGUCCCUAGUCCGCACGACCGCCAGCCCUGGACUGACAAACACCCAGAUACCUUGACCUGCGGCCUCUGCCUGCAGACCUUCCCGCUGAAGGCCAUCACGGCUUUCAUGGACCACAAGAAGCAGGGCUGUCAGCCCUCGAGAGGCCCCAGCCCUUGCCCGGACUCAGAACUUGAGGACCUGAAGGCUUUGACUUGCCUCCGCUGUGGCCGACAAUUCACUAAGGCCUGGAAACUGCUGCGCCAUGCCCAGUGGGACCAUGGACUGUCCAUCUACCAGACGGAAUCCGAGGCCCCAGAGACCCCGCUGCUGGGCCUGGCGGAGGUGGCUGCAGCCAUGUCAGCCGUGGUGGGGCAGGAAGUGGAGGCCAAGGGCUCCCAGGCCAACAGCCUCCCCCGGCGGAGCCCCACCUGCGCUGUGUGCAUGAAGACCCUCAGCUCCUUCAGCAACCUCAAGGUGCACAUGCGCUCGCACACGGGCGAGCGGCCCUACGCCUGCGACCAGUGUCCUUACGCCUGUGCCCAGAGCAGCAAGCUCAACCGCCACAAGAAGACCCACCGGCAGCUGCAGCCUCAGAGCGCCGACACGGCACAGAUGCAGCCAGGCUUCCCACACAGGUAA